AAACGCUGGCAGAAUUCCGUAGCUAUAAAACAUGUUCUAAUCAUUUUGCGGGUUUUAUCGCGUGUUGUGUCAUAAAAACAUGAGUGAUGUCAAGUUUAUAGGAUAAUCUAGCUAACUUGUGAUAUGACGUUAUAAACACGCGACGCUUGCUCGUCAGUCACGUGAGGCGGGGCGUGAAAGACGACGAAAUUAAUCUGCACUGCCUAAAAAUGACCACCGCUCUGACCCAAGGUUUAGAGAGAAUACCCGAUCAGAUUGGGUAUUUGGUUAUCAGUGAGGAAGGUGUACUUGCGUCCGCAGGAGAGCUGGAGAAUGACGAGCACACAGCAGGAGUGAUCAUGCAGAUGGUCAGAACAGCUUGUCGUUUCAGAUUGCAUGGGACAGCUGAGCCCCCUUUCAAGCGCAUGUCAGUGAUGUUCGAAGACUACGUUUAUGCUGUGACCGUCUCCGGACAGAAAGUUUUUGUUGUCAAAAGGCAGAACAACCAGCGGGAACCUGUUAUUGUGUAGUAAAGAGGAUAAUAUGGACUGAUCUUACCCAUUAUUACAAGCUCGAAAUGGUGCCCUCACAUUGAAAUGACCCAGCCAUUGCAUCUAUCUGAUGUUUAGCACAAUCACACUCAAUUUCUUUUGUAAAAGAUUCUUAUUAUACCGAUUUGGGGGUGGUGUCAGGUGUAUUUGACCUGAACCAAAGGAAGUUAAUGUGUCUUUCUUGUAUGAAUCUAAUGUUACAGACUGGUUAAGGGAUUUAUCAUUACUAUGUCUUUUAAUGCUAUCAAUAUUUUUGCCCCCAUUUAUGCUUGAGUGGUCACAUUUAAGGUAUUACUGGAGUUCAUUAUAUGUGUGUAUUUAUAUUUAAUCCAUACAAUCCAUUAACCUAUGGUUUCCUCAUACAAAUACAUGACCUUAAGGACCUGCUUAUUGCAUCCUGUUUUUAUGCUGGAAUUAUAAUAGACCUGAAAUAUGUAUACAAACACAUGCAUUAGCCACGGACACAGUUUUGUCUUAAACAUUGUUACACUGGGUGUUAUAAUUUCGUUAUCAAUUUCAUAUUCCAGUCUUAACAUAAAGUGUGAAACCUUGUAGUAAGGUGUUAUAAUACUAAGUUAUUUUCCCUGGGAUCUGUGAAAGCAGAAAUUUAAGUGCACUGAAAGGAUUUUGCAGUCUAUUUCCAAAUGUGUUCAAUUAACAGGCUUGAAAUCGCAUCUUUGAAUAAUUGCAUUAACAAUAAUAUAUUAAAUAAAGUACUAUGCAUAUUUUACUUUCUUUUUUGGUUGUAGAAAAUAAGCAUUGGCUUAUUUGUGGUUACACACAAGAAAUGUUGAAUAAUAAAAUAUUGUACUAUAACCUUU
Cyprinus carpio (common carp) is the source of this 1351-nucleotide messenger RNA. RefSeq names its product late endosomal/lysosomal adaptor, MAPK and MTOR activator 4. Gene Ontology annotation, molecular function: guanyl-nucleotide exchange factor activity. Gene Ontology annotation, biological process: cellular response to amino acid stimulus; positive regulation of TOR signaling. The record is from RefSeq and is a predicted model, not a curated record. NCBI's taxonomy places the organism in Eukaryota, Metazoa, Chordata, Actinopteri, Cypriniformes, Cyprinidae. Gene Ontology annotation, cellular component: lysosome; Ragulator complex.